This is a messenger RNA of Paramecium sonneborni, 648 nucleotides long. The record is from the annotation of a GenBank genome assembly. Lineage: Eukaryota; Ciliophora; Oligohymenophorea; Peniculida; Parameciidae.
AUGGGGAAUAAUUGUUUACAUAAAUAAGAAAAUUAGAAAGCAUAAAUUAUUAAAAUUAAUGGAUAUCCCCGGUUGAAUUAUCCAAACAAGUUAUUGUUAGAACCUAGCAUUCAAAAUUUAUCAUAAAAUUUGGAUACAUUUGAGGAAGACUUUUUUAAAAGUGAAUUUAUUUUAGAUUUCUAACCAGACAUUAAUAGAAAUUAGAGCACAAGAAAAGUUAAGCUUGGAUCAACUCUUGAAGAAAUUAAUCGAUUAAAUUUAAUUCAAUGUCCUUCUUUAUGUCACAUAGAUGAAAAACAUGAUUUUAAUUACGAUAAUAAAUUAAAAUUGAUUCCUAAUCUUCAUAAGAAUGAUAAAAAUGUUAUUUUAUAAGGGAAGAAAUAGAAAAAAUCAAAGAAUAGAAAUAAAAAGGUUACACUUUUAAAAUUCGAAUAACCCAAAAGUAUUCUCAAGACUCAUACAAAAUAAAGAUCAUCCUAUAGUAGUUGUUGUGAUGAUAAAAGCUAACAUACAGUAACCUUCAGUCUUGCUUCUAGUAAGUCAAGAAAUUCAAGAUCUCUAUCACCUAUGAUAAUAGCUUUAUCAAUGAAUAAGUAAACAAUAGAGAGUAUAAGCUUAUCUUAAUUGUAAUAGUUUCCUUACUUGUGA